AUGAGGGAAGAAAAGAAAGGCAUGAAAAAAAAUAUUGAUGAUGAUGAUGAUGGUGAUGACACAGAAGUAAAGAAGAUGCUCCUGUCGAAUGGGUAUCAGAUAAGAGUUGUUUACCAGGGGUGCCGAGAGCGAGGAAUUUGCAAAAAGGAGGAACGGAAAAAGAUGGACAACGAAGCUGGAACCUAG
This is a messenger RNA of Trichophyton verrucosum HKI 0517, 186 nucleotides long. RefSeq lists its product as uncharacterized. Lineage: Eukaryota; Fungi; Ascomycota; Eurotiomycetes; Onygenales; Arthrodermataceae. The coding region runs from base 1 to 186 and encodes 61 amino acids. The record is from RefSeq and is a predicted model, not a curated record. The transcript has a single exon.